UCUUUGUUUUAAACUCGUCUUCUCCCGUCAUCGAUACCCCAGAUUCCUUUCUCAAUCUCUUCACCAAUUUUCUUUUGUAUCUUUCUUUUUCUUCCUCAUAAUCUCUGAAUUCACAACACUAUUGAUCGAGAGAGUUAAAAGUUUGGGAAACAGAAAGAGGAGUGAAGAAGAUAUGGCAGGCAUUGUUAUACCAGGUUCUUGUUCUUCAAGCUUGCUGUUUAGAAACAAAGAAGCAGGAGGCAAUGGAGCUUCUCUUGCCCAGCACAAUGGGCUUAGAGCUGUGGAGAGCAUGCAGCUGCCUUCGUCUGGGAUGACUAGACUGUCUUGUUCAGCUCCAAAACGAAGAACAAUCAGGGCCAUGGCAUCACCAGCAGUCUCGGUUCCGAAGAGAGAAAAGGAUCCCAAGAAACGAAUAGUUAUAUCAGGGAUGGGUCUGGUUUCGGUUUUUGGCAGUGACAUUGAUCAAUUCUAUAACAAACUUCUUGCUGGUGAGAGUGGUAUCACAGAGAUUGAUAGGUUUGAUGCUACAAGUUAUUCGGUCCGAUUCGCCGGUCAAAUUCGUGAUUUUUCGUCGAAAGGAUACGUUGACGGGAAGAAUGAUCGUCGUCUCGACGAUUGCUGGAGGUAUUGCUUAGUUGCUGGACGAAGGGCACUCGAUGACGCCAACCUUGGUUCUCAAGUCCUUGAAAAAAUGGACAAAACUCGAAUUGGGGUGCUGGUGGGCACGGGGAUGGGAGGGCUCACAGCAUUCAGCAAUGGAGUGGAAGCCCUUAUUCAAAAGGGAUACAAGAAGAUCACUCCAUUUUUCAUCCCUUACUCCAUCACCAACAUGGGAUCAGCACUACUGGCUAUAGACACCGGCUUAAUGGGACCUAAUUAUUCCAUCUCAACUGCUUGUGCAACCGCAAAUUACUGCUUCUACGCAGCCGCAAAUCACAUUCGAAGGGGCGAAGCCGACAUCAUGGUAGCCGGUGGGACCGAGGCCGCUAUCAUGCCGACUGGGAUCGGCGGGUUCAUAGCCUGCAGGGCAUUGUCUCAGAGAAAUGACGAACCCCAUAGAGCAUCCAGGCCCUGGGACAAGGACCGUGAUGGUUUCGUCAUGGGGGAAGGCUGUGGCAUACUUGUCAUGGAGAGCUUGGAACAUGCUAUGAAAAGGGGGGCUAACAUAAUCGCCGAGUACUUAGGCGGCGCCAUCACCUGCGACGCGCAUCAUAUGACCGAUCCCCGUUCCGAUGGGCUCGGAGUUUCGUCCUGCAUAAUCAAGAGUUUAGAAGAUGCCGGAGUUUCCUCCGAAGAGGUGAACUAUGUAAAUGCACAUGCAACAUCAACACUGGCUGGAGAUUUGGCUGAGGUUAAUGCAAUCAAAAAGGUGUUCAAGGACACUUCUGAGAUCAAAAUGAACGGGACAAAGUCGAUGAUCGGGCACGGACUCGGAGCUGCAGGGGGAUUGGAAGCCAUAGCAACAAUAAAAGCAAUAACAACUGGAUGGCUGCAUCCCACCAUUAACCAAGAUAACUUGGAGCCUGAUGUGACAAUCGAUACCGUUCCGAAUGUGAAGAAACAGCACGAAGUUAAUGUCGGAAUCUCUAAUUCAUUUGGCUUUGGUGGACACAACUCGGUUGUCGUUUUUGCUCCUUUCAAACAAUGAAAGAAACUUGCAGGGCCAAAAAAAAAAAAACCAUCAUGGAAAAAGAACGAAGUAAAGAAAGGAAGACAAAGCUUCGUGUUUCCUCAAUUUUGAGAUAUUAUAUCUCUGAUUUCAAUAAUAGAAAAGUAUCACCUGACAA
Molecule: messenger RNA, 1787 nt
Organism: Hibiscus syriacus
Lineage: Eukaryota; Viridiplantae; Streptophyta; Magnoliopsida; Malvales; Malvaceae
Product: 3-oxoacyl-[acyl-carrier-protein] synthase I, chloroplastic-like
Exons: 6
Coding region: 173-1648 (491 amino acids)
Biological process (GO): fatty acid biosynthetic process
Molecular function (GO): 3-oxoacyl-[acyl-carrier-protein] synthase activity
Source: RefSeq, a predicted model, not a curated record